AUGUAUCCGCCAAUGCCCCAAGGCAGGUUCCUUUGGUCUCUGGCGCGACCCUGUCGGUUUAUCGCCCAUCGCCGCUUUCCCGCCGCAAUCCUCGCCCAUUCACGCCGAUUCCAUCCCUCGCCAGCAUGGCUCUCAUCCACCCCAUCUGACCCUCAGGACCCUCGCGACUCGGCGAAAGAUACCGUCACCGGUGACAUUCCGACCUUAAAUGCUGAACCAGACCUCGCCCACCGCGAUACCUCCGAGACCAAACCGGCGUCGGAGCAGCAUGAAAACAAGACUGAUAAGCCCUAUGGCUCAGCUCUCCGGAGGGUAAUGAGGAACCGGAAAGCGUCAGCGCAACUAACUGUUCCCGUCACUACGGUACCGGAGUGGUUUCGUCAGCGCAACAUCGUCGUUCACGAUGGGAAGGGCGAAAAUGCCGGAGUCUCGGUACAACAAGUGCAGAUCCGGUCACCGUCGGAUCUCAACGCGGAGAAAGCGUCCUCAGUCGAAAAGCUCGGUCAAGGUGGUGAUGGCGAGGGUCCACCGGCCUCGGACGAGUCUACGCCGCAAGAGAACCGCUACGCCUUGACGGAUGCCAUGUGGGAGGAGCUGUGUGCAUCUGCACGCGCUGGUAUGCGUCUGCCGCCGGCAAGGUACGCCCAAGAACCCUCAGCCCGGAAGUCACACCUGGUCCUGCAGUAUCCGGGUGCAGAUGGGAUCUUGUUUUUGGACGCGGUAGUCAAGAGGUUAGCUCAGGAGGUUGGCGCAGACCUGGUGACGCUGAACGCACAGGACAUCGCAGAGUUAUGCAGCGAACAGGAUCUGACGGAUACCGGGAAAACCGACGCGAUUCGUUCCCUGGGCUAUGAUGUAUAUCGACCUACCAUGCCGGAGGCUUCACAAGAUGGAGUGGAUUCGAGUGAGGCCGACAACGAUGACGAAACUCUACAACCAUUGCACUCAUCAUCCGAUCUUCCGGCAGUUGGUCAACGGUUCAUCCUAGGAUCGUCUGGAGAAAUCCAUGACGUACUAUCUAGGUUGAAGUUGUUCAAUCCGGCAGCGGAUGGCGCGAACGCCGCAUCGAGACCAGAAAGUAGACGACUUCGGCUCGCCCGUCAACUCAUUUCCCCCUCUAGUAGGAAGCCUGCACCACCGGCGUUGAAAGAGGCGGACGGCGACGCGUCCGUAAAACCGACGGUUUCCGAGCCCGAAGCGACCCCAGCCGCUCGCGAUGUCAUCGUCCAGGUUCAGGACUAUGACGAGAUCCAGGAUACUCGCGAAGGCGCCAAGUUCAUAAUCAUCCUGCGAAAAGCAAUUGAAGAAAAGCGCAAGGCUGGAUCCCGGGUCUUGUUUGUUGGGACGAUGGCACAGGAAGCCGCACCUGGUGCAGAUUCCUCUCGACUAAUGCAGAACGCUCCCGAUGACCAGUUUUCUCAAGUGCUGCUUGUCACGCCUGACAUGGGCUCGGAGGCGGCAGCGCGUACAUUUGCAGAGGACCAACGGAAGCGGACAUUAGACAUCAACAUCCGCCACAUUCAGGACAUGCUUCGCACGCGACUGCACGAACAAGCCGCCACACUCAAGGAUGAUCUCUUUCGUGAUCGUGCCUGGCCAUUGGACUCGUCUCUUGUGGAACAGAGUGGCUUGGAGGAGCGGUAUUGGUCUUAUUCCCAAGUCCACUGGGUGUGCACGCUGGCACUCGGCUCUCUCAAGGCUGGUGAACAGUUUGGUUUUGAGCACGUCCGUCGGGGCAUUGAAAUGACACAGCAGAGCGAACGGGCCAAGAAAGACUGGCUGCAAGAAAAGGCGCCCAAAGCUAAAGCAGGAGGCGCAGCAGGCGACCGGGAGCGCUUGCUGAGCUCUUUACGAAAGACGUGCAACUCAUAUGAGAAGAAGCUGCUGAACGGAGUUGUUGAUGCGCAGAGUAUCCGGACCACGUUUUCGGACGUUCAUGUGCCUCCAGAGACUAUCGACGCCCUCAAAACGCUGACUUCGCUGUCUCUGAUCCGCCCCGAGGCGUUCACCUACGGUGUUCUGGCUACGGACAAGAUUCCUGGUCUACUGCUCUACGGGCCGCCUGGAACCGGUAAGACACUCCUGGCCAAGGCUGUAGCCCGCGAGAGUGGUGCCACCGUUCUUGAAGUCAGCGGCUCGGAAGUUUAUGACAUGUACGUGGGUGAAGGUGAGAAGAACGUCAAAGCCAUCUUUACGCUCGCGAAGAAGCUCAGCCCAUGUGUCGUUUUCAUUGAUGAGGCGGACGCUAUUUUCUGCUCCCGGACCCGUGCCAGCAGCCGUACCUCGCACCGGGAGCUCAUCAAUCAGUUCCUGCGCGAGUGGGACGGGAUGAACGACCUCUCUGCCUUCAUCAUGGUUGCCACGAACCGACCUUUUGAUCUUGAUGAUGCUGUUCUGCGACGUCUUCCCCGCCGCCUUCUCGUUGAUCUUCCGACUGAGCAGGAUCGGCAGGCCAUCUUGAAGAUCCAUCUGAAGGACGAACUUCUCGACAGCACAAUCGACCUUGCGGAGUUGGCGCGCCGCACUCCGCUGUAUUCAGGUUCUGACUUGAAGAACCUUUCAGUGGCUGCCGCAUUGGCCUGUGUGCGAGAGGAGAACGAACUGGCGGCACAGCACCAAGGCGAUGAGCCCUACCAGUACCCAGCCCGACGCACGUUGACCUGGAAGCACUUUGAACGGGGGAUGGAGGAAAUCAGUGCAUCCAUCAGCGAGGACAUGGCGUCCUUGUCCGCCAUCCGGAAGUUCGAUGAACAAUAUGGUGAUCGCAAAGGACGGCGGAAGAAGAGUCCCGGCUGGGGAUUUAUCCCGGCUCCCGCGGACGCAUCAGCGGCGGCCGAAGAGGCUGCACGCGUACGGACCUGA
Molecule: messenger RNA, 2862 nt
Organism: Aspergillus aculeatinus CBS 121060
Lineage: Eukaryota; Fungi; Ascomycota; Eurotiomycetes; Eurotiales; Aspergillaceae
Product: ATP-binding protein
Exons: 1
Coding region: 1-2862 (953 amino acids)
Cellular component (GO): mitochondrial outer membrane
Molecular function (GO): ATP hydrolysis activity; ATP binding
Source: RefSeq, a predicted model, not a curated record